GGCAAGAAGGCGAAGCCAUUUGUGGCAGUUCGACAAAUCCUUCACUCAAUUUCUCUCUCUACCGCAAUCUGCAUCGCCCUUUCAUCCACUUUUAGCUUUCAAUUUUUUUUCCCAAAUCUCAAACACUAGUCUUCGUCAAUGAAUUCAGAUUCCCCUAUAUAUACAACAGCUGCUGCUGCUUUCUUUAUUCAUAUCGCCAGCCGAAGCAAUUCAUUCCCUAAAUUGCCCUCUCUCGCUCCUCUUUUAAAUCAUGCUUCUUUUACUCCACUCAAAUCAACAUCUUUCCCCUCUUGCGAUCCUCCCAAUUCCGCGAUUCCUGUCCCGUUGAUCCCUUUUUCUGGCCCCGAUUGUUGCCCAUUGCUUGUUAUCAGUCGCGGAUGCUCGUUGUGGGUUUUGAUUUUGGAGGAAUUAUUCGUGGGGUUGAUCCUAAUUUUGUUGGGGGUUUGAUUUUUUCAAUUGUGGGAAGCUAGGGCUAGUUUGUUGAUUCUUGCCCUAGAAUCUUGUUGGUUUGGGUUGAAGGAGUGUUCUUGAGUUAGUAAUGAAGAGGGGUAGUGGGGAUGAUGGGGAAGGGGAGAACUUGGAGUUGAAGAAGUUAAAAUUGUUUAGUGGGAGUGAUCAGAAUUAUAUCGACUUAGAUAGUCUAACAAAUGAAGGUGAGGAAGAGGGGGUUUUUGCUGAGAGUAGAACUGUAAAUGGCGAGCAUGUUGAUAGGAACUUGAGCCAUUUUGGUAAUGUAGUCCCUAAUGAUUUUGAUGGCUUGAGUCUUGGUGGUCUCGGGGGGUCGUCGAAUAUGUGGGACUACGACCUAAAUUUUGAUAUGUUUUUUAAGGGGGAAGGGCAAGGUUUGCCUUUAGAUCUUAACAUUCCAUUGCAUAAUCCAUCCCCUAAUAGGAACAAGGGCCUUUUGGCAUAUGAUCAGUAUCCUGAUGAGAGGCUUGUUAGUAAGGGCAAGGAGGUUGUCGACCUUGUGUCAGACGAUGAUGACAGUGAUGUGGAAAUUGUAGGGUAUACGUGUGGUUAUAAUCAACAAAUAGAGUCAGGGGAAAGGUUGAGCCUUGGAUUGGGGCUGCCUAGAUUGGAUAAUGGUAUUGGUGAGAGCAGCCUAGCGGCCAGUGGUGCGUAUAGAUAUACUGAUGAAGAAAAGGGGAAGGGUAGUGAUAUGAAUUCGUGGUUAUCGCUUAAGGGUAAUUCUUUUUUUAAUUUGGAUUCGGAUACUGAUAAUGAUGAACCAGUCCAGCUGAUUGAGCCGAAUGACGGACCAGUAGAGCUGAUUGAGCCUCCUCUAGAAGCGGUUGAGGGCCUUGAGGCUAUGCUAUUGCAAGAAGAAGUAUUGGCUAGAAGAGCCGCAAUGGCUCCAAGGGACCAGGAGAAUCGGAGAAGGGCUGCUAGGCAACUUGCUCGUGUUAACAUUUUCGAUGAGAAUAGAGGAGACCAGCCUUCUACUGAGAAUCAACAACCACCCGCCCCUAAUCCUAUGGAAGGGUUGGGAAAAUUGCCGGGGCCUUUUGGUGAUGCUUUGAAGAUGGUGAGAGAGAGAACCUCAAAGCGAGCAGCUGAGCAGUUGAUUGAGUGGAGCCCCUCAGUGAAAGAUCAGCAAAGAAGCGUUGCUGCACCCUUUGUUCCUUCGCUGCUCAAUAUAUCACUGAAAGCUCUUGCUGAAUGUGCUGAGGGAAUGGUGUCGCUCAAACAGGUUCCAGAUAACCUCCGAGUAAGACUGACUAACAGAUUGUGCGAUAAAGGUUUAAUGAACGUUGGUUUUUUGAACUUUCUGGUGGAAGGAUCUCCAACUGAGAUACGCAUAAAGAAUUGCUCGUGGCUAACUGAAGAGCAAUUUCAGCAGACAAUUGUAAAGUGCGAGACAGAUAAAUUACAGGUGCUCCAACUGGAUCUAUGUGGGCAAUGCAUGCUUGAUAUUGCGUUCAAGGACAUAUUAAACAAAAAUCAAAAAAGUUUUUCUAGAUUGACUAUCAUGUCUGUUAGAGGCGCCUGUCGUUUAUCAGACGAUGGGCUCAGGAACCUUGUCAAGUCAGCCCCUCUACUUAGGUCUAUCAAUUUGGGUCAGUGCACCCUUCUAACCUCUGAUUCCGUCAACUGUAUAGCUGAUUUUUUGGGAUCAGAUCUGAGGGAGUUAUACAUAGACGAGUGCAAUAAAAUUGACGCGAUGAAGAUUUUACCCGCAUUUAAGAAAUUCAGAUAUUUGGAAGUCUUAUCCGUUGCUGAAAUUCAUACCAUAAACGAUCAGUUUGUGGACGGACUGGUCACUGCUUGCGGUCAAAGUCUCAAGGACCUCGACUUUGCUAAUUGCGUCGGACUGACGGAUUGCUCUCUCCAAACCAUUGGCAAAAGUUGUGCUGAUUUGUGUUCGUUGAACAUAUCCAACCUGAAUAACUUGACAGAUCUGGGGUUGGAGCAUCUUGCCAAUGGUUGUAGAUCAAUUCAAAAGCUCAAACUUCGCCACAAUGAAUUCAGUGAUGAAGCUGUGGCUGCAUUUCUAGAAAGCUCUGGCGAGGCAUUGUUGGAACUUUUACUGAAUAAUAUGGCAAUGGUCGGACCCCUUACUGCCUUGUCAGUCGCCAAACGUUCAAGAAAGUUGUUGACUUUGGAUGUAUCAUGGUGUCGCAAAAUCAGUAAUGAGGCUCUAGGAUUGAUUGUUGAUAGCUGCUCGUCGCUGAAGCUGCUGAAAAUCUUUGGCUGUAGGCAGAUCACCGCUGGGUUUCUUCAAGGUCACUCGAAUCCACUUGUGAGGAUAAUCGGGUCGAACUUCACUCCACUAAUGGAUCAUCUGGAUCUGCUUGAACCUGAGGAGAUGUUCUUGCGGUACUCACCUCUUCCAGUUUUCUCAGAAGAUUGACAUACUCAUAUAAAGCGAGAAACAGAGCUACAAGAUGCAACAUUCGUAGCGUUCCAACGAUGCGACUCUCUGUAGGGUGCUGCAGUUUUCUUCAUGGAUUUAGAUUAUUUUUGUUGGAAAUUUUUGCCAUCUUCAUUAGCUCAGUGCAAGUAACAUUAAAACAAACUUCCCCUCUGAAUUUCAUGAUAAGAUAUUUGUGUAUAUAUAUAUCAUUGUUUUUGUUCA
Messenger RNA from Salvia hispanica, 3076 nucleotides. RefSeq lists its product as uncharacterized. Gene Ontology annotation, cellular component: SCF ubiquitin ligase complex. The record is from RefSeq and is a predicted model, not a curated record. Gene Ontology annotation, molecular function: protein binding. Gene Ontology annotation, biological process: SCF-dependent proteasomal ubiquitin-dependent protein catabolic process. NCBI's taxonomy places the organism in Eukaryota, Viridiplantae, Streptophyta, Magnoliopsida, Lamiales, Lamiaceae.